This is a messenger RNA of Linum tenue, 270 nucleotides long. NCBI's taxonomy places the organism in Eukaryota, Viridiplantae, Streptophyta, Magnoliopsida, Malpighiales, Linaceae. The record is from the annotation of a GenBank genome assembly.
AUGAGCGUAUAUUUGGUUUGUCAUGCAGUGUUCAACUACCAGCAAGGGAGCCACAACGUGUUCAAAGUGAACGGGACAGAAUUCAAGCAGUGUUUAAAGCCACUUGUUGGUGCUCCAUUUACCUCAGGGAACGACGAGAUUGAACUCGACACUGCCGGCAGGAAAUGGUACAUCUGCGGCGUCUUCGGUCACUGCAUCGCCGGUCAGAAGCUCUUCAUCACUGUCUUCGAACGAUCUGCCGCUCCGGCACCUACACCAGUCUCGCUAUAA